Molecule: messenger RNA, 1047 nt
Organism: Trichoderma reesei QM6a
Lineage: Eukaryota; Fungi; Ascomycota; Sordariomycetes; Hypocreales; Hypocreaceae
Exons: 3
Coding region: 1-1047 (348 amino acids)
Cellular component (GO): nucleus; cytoplasm
Source: RefSeq, a predicted model, not a curated record
AUGGCCCCCGGCGCGCUCGACCUCGACGCCCACGAACAGCCAUCCGACCAAAUGAAGGCCGAAUGGAAACACUUUGCCCGCCUCGACCAAGCCACUCUCCUCCGCGACAUCCCCCUCGACGACCCCCGUCUUCCCCUCGAAGAGACAGAGUUUCGUCUGUCGGGACAUGUCCCGCGAUCGCAAAUCGCAGAGGCCUUUUCGCAUCUGGGAGCCGAGUAUGUCGACGAGGGCAAGGAGGAUGGCGAUGCCCCUAUCUUGCAUCAUCCCUUGCUUCCGGGCCUCCUCAUCAUCCCCUCGCUCAUCCCACCAGCUGUCCAAACGCACCUCCUCAACACCAUGAUCCACCGCGACCUCUCCAACCCAACCCACCAGACAAACCUCCACCUCCACUACAACCUCCCCUACCCUUCCUCAUCCUCAUCCUCAUCCCCAGCACCAUCAGCUUCAACAACAUCCUUCUUCUCCCUCCCGCCCUCCUCCCCCACGAAAUUCACCCCCAAAGACCCCUCCGUCCACAACCCCCUCUCCAUCAACCAAGUCCUCUCCCGCCGCCUCCACUGGGUCACCCUCGGCGGCCAGUACGACUGGACCAACCGCGUCUACCCGGACGCCGCCCCUCCCCAGUUCCCGUCCGACCUGGCCGGCUUCCUCAAGGCGCUCUUUCCCGAGACGCUCGCCCAGGCGGCCAUUGUCAACUUUUAUACCCCCGGCGACACCAUGAUGAUGCAUAGGGAUGUCAGUGAGGAGGUGGACAAGGGCUUGGUUAGCUUGAGCUUUGGAUGUGAUUGCUUGUUCAUGAUUGCGCCUAGAGACAACAAGAAGGGGGAGGACAAGAAAUACCUCCUGCUGAGACUCCGCUCCGGAGACGCAAUCUACAUGACGCAGGAAUCCCGCUACGCAUGGCACGGUGUGCCCAAGGUCAUGAAGGGCACGUGUCCCGACUAUCUCGCGGAUUGGCCUGCCGGGCGGGAGGACGGCGAGUUUGAGGAGUGGAAGGGGUGGAUGCAGAACAAGAGGAUCAAUCUCAACGUGCGACAAAUGAGAUGA